This is a messenger RNA of Acytostelium subglobosum LB1, 1362 nucleotides long. RefSeq lists its product as hypothetical. NCBI's taxonomy places the organism in Eukaryota, Evosea, Eumycetozoa, Acytosteliales, Acytosteliaceae. The record is from RefSeq and is a predicted model, not a curated record. The transcript is spliced from 2 exons. Bases 1 to 1362 code for a protein of 453 amino acids.
AUGGACGAGAUAAACAACAACAACAACAACAACAACAAUAACAACAACAAUGACAACAAUUUCAACAACAACAACAACAAUAUCGUUGUGCUGCACAAUAGCUUGGUGCUGCGGAUCAUUGACAUUGCUUGGCGCCAGUCUGAGCAAUUUGGAAGAGUCAGAAGGAUACAUAGGUGGCGAUUAUCACUCUCGCAGAUCAACUCCAAGCAUCUUACCUCGUCUGUGGCCAUCCACAAAAAUCACUGGUCACCAAGCAAUCGCUUCUCAUCCUGCCAAGGCCCCAUCCAAUCACUCUCCGUCCCUGAUGUCGUGUGUUGGCGUAGUGGGCCGUACGCCCUCUAUGACCAAUUCCUCACGGACAACGCGCCCACCCUACAGCACCUGAAGGGCAAAGUCAAAGACAUCCGACACAUCGUCAACACCAAGGGUGCCAAGUCCGUCACAUCAUUGUAUAUCUUUGCAGAUGGUUAUGAACACGAUGACCAAGUCGAAACCUCUGGCGCGAACGACACUCACCUGCAGUUGGAUCACUUGGCGUCGCUGACAAUCCAUGGGUAUAGUGGAGAUGGUAUCGUUAUCACUCGCCACUAUGUUCGCGCACCUUGGGCGACCACCAUCAAGCUCAAACUGUUUGACGAUCAUACCGAUUCACCAUUUGGUAGAAUGCUUGUCUACGAUGGACAGUCGUUCAGUGAUGUGAUCAACAACAACAUGCCAGCAUUGACCACACUGGUGUUGGAUGUGAUGUUCAGUCCAGGUGACUGGGACAGGUACUUUCAUCAAGGCAUUCCAUGGCUCCCGACACUUCUCAACAGCAAGCAUUCAUUACGAACACUCAAACUAAGUCCUCCACUGCGCGGCGAUACCCUGGAGUAUCUGUUGCAAUCGCCCGACUGCAGGAUCACAACAAUGUCGCUCCGCCUCCUGAUUGGUGAGCCGAUCGUGGCCAUCACCCGGCGCGACAUUGACACGUUCAAGUUCGUCCUUGAUGACGAGAUAACCGAAAGAAUUGAGCCAGGCGACCUGGAUGCGUUCCUUCCCAGUCUGGACAAUGUCAGGUGCAUCAAGGGUCCGAUACACUUUGAAGGCAUCGAACGAAUGUUCUCGUUGGUAUCCCGUCCGACCACCAUCUGGACGAGAACACCACCAUUCAAUACAUUCACAACUACGAGGUCUCCACCUGCACCUUUGAGAGCAAAUACCAAACCUUCCACGAUGAGGACAGUGUCGAUCAUGCCAAACUUCAAGAGUUCAACAACUUUGUGGACAACCAUCCAAGCAUCGUCAACAAGUCGUCGUGGCACUGGCCGCAUCCCAGGCACUACGCCACCAGAGUCAAGAAAUAAUAACAACAAACACUAG